CACGCUCCGCCCCUCGCACCGGAAGAGGAUACCCAUUGGCUAAAGGCAAUUCUCCGGAUUUCCAGGGCAUGGGGGUGGUUGAGUCGGAGGCUGCAGCUUCGCGUACUGGUUAGGUGUGUUCCUAGCUAAGUUCCGUAGAGCGGCCAGCGGCAGAGGAGGAUUGGAUAGACAGCGUGGAGCGGAAGAGCUGAUCCCCGGACACAGUGUGAGAGAGAUACGGAAUUGUCAACAUGAGCCUGCGGAAACAAACCCCGAGUGACUUUUUAAAACAAAUUAUUGGACGGCCUGUCGUGGUAAAGCUUAAUUCUGGAGUGGACUAUCGAGGUGUCUUGGCAUGUUUAGAUGGGUACAUGAACAUUGCAUUAGAACAGACUGAAGAAUAUGUCAAUGGACAGCUGAAGAACAAAUACGGAGAUGCAUUUAUCCGUGGAAAUAAUGGUGGAGCAUGACGGAGAUGUCUCAGUAGAAAACCUUUGGCUCUCUCCUAGAAAACGGGGACGCCGCGCUCCCAUUUCAAGCAAUGUAACCCUCCCUCCGCCCCCUCCUCGCCCCAUCAACGCCUCUGCCUGUUAACCAAGCAACGUAAGAGGGGAACUACGGGCGAUAAUGCAAGGUCCUUACUGCGCAUACGUAGAACAGACUUUGCACAGCCAUAGAUUGCUGAUAAUCUGGAAUAUGCGUACCUCCUCUCUACUGCAAUCAACUAGAGAACCGUCCCUUAGCCCCAUUACUUUGCUUUUUGGUCUUGGAGACCUGCUGGUGCCAUUGGUCACAAUAAAGUACUUUUUUUGUCAA
This is a messenger RNA of Pseudophryne corroboree (corroboree frog), 795 nucleotides long. It is a transcript of the gene LSM6, whose product is annotated as LSM6 homolog, U6 small nuclear RNA and mRNA degradation associated. NCBI's taxonomy places the organism in Eukaryota, Metazoa, Chordata, Amphibia, Anura, Myobatrachidae. Gene Ontology annotation, biological process: maturation of SSU-rRNA; mRNA splicing, via spliceosome. The coding region runs from base 231 to 449 and encodes 72 amino acids. The transcript has 4 exons. Gene Ontology annotation, cellular component: U4/U6 x U5 tri-snRNP complex; P-body; U6 snRNP. Gene Ontology annotation, molecular function: RNA binding. The record is from RefSeq and is a predicted model, not a curated record.